This is a messenger RNA of Striga asiatica, 306 nucleotides long. The record is from the annotation of a GenBank genome assembly. NCBI's taxonomy places the organism in Eukaryota, Viridiplantae, Streptophyta, Magnoliopsida, Lamiales, Orobanchaceae.
AUGGAAACAAGGGCCGGGGGAAUGGGCUCGUCGGGUUGGGCCGUUGAGAGGAAAGUGAGAGUGGCCACAACGUCGGUGAUCAAUGGGCGCACGGAAGGUUCUUCUUGCAAGCACAUUGAGGCUAUCCCAACAGCUUGGUUCAAGUGGGUCAGCCAUGUCAGGGAACCUCUUCGGGUCUCUGAAAAUCGGUUGCGCCUGCGAAGAAAACAAGUUGUCGAAGUCUCGGUAGAUGAUGGGAGGAUUGGCCUUCUCGUGAAGGUACUCAAGGCCUCGAGCCACCCCACAAGCUAUGGCCAUUCUUGUUGA